CAUCUCAACUCGAGUCCUAGAGACCUGGAAUAGAAACAAGUCCUGACAGUGAUGGUGUACAGCGGUGAAGUGGAACAGAGGAAUUUGGGUUCUUACUGUUUCAAAAAUAAAUACAAAAACUAAAAAAAAACAGGAAUUUUAUCGAAGUAAGGAAGCAGAUUGCAGAAAACGUGAUUGCGAGCCUUUUGGCGUGGCUACGGAGCGAUAAUUAGCGCUGAUUUUAAUUCUCAAGGAAGGUUGAUCUUUAUUCAUGAAAAUGGUACCAGAGACUAAAGUCAAAAAAUCAAGGAAGAUCACUGCCCGGAAUGAUGCGGAGAAUAUUACGAGCGAUAAGCAAAAGAAUAAGAAUAAUAAGAAGAAAAAGCGCAGGAAGCCGGAAAGCUAUGCAAGGUAUAUUUACAGGGUAAUGAAAAUAAAUUACCCGUAUAUCGGUAUAAGCGUUAAAGCAAUGAGCAUCAUGGACAGCUUUAUGAAAGAUAUGUUUGAACGGCUUGCCGAGGAAUCGUCUCGGCUCGCUCACUACAACAAACGAUCCACGAUCACGGAUCGGGAAAUAAAAACCGCGGUCAAGUUUAUCCUGCCGGGAGAACUUGCCAUUCACGCUAUCCACGAAGGAAACAAGGCUCUAACAAAGUACGAAAAGUCAAAAUAGCCAGAGGUUCUUAGAUUUUAGAAGAAGAAAAUAAAUAUUUAUUUUCUUUGUUUUGUAAUAUUUAAAAUUUUAAUUACGGUCAUUUUAAUUACGGCGUUUAGAAACGUCACGUGAUAUAAAUGCAGGUCAUUUAGCAAAUUUCUUAUCUAUUAACUGAUGGAUAGUUGAAAUAUGAAGAAAAACAAUAAUAAUGUAAAUAAAUAAUUAAUAAUGU
Messenger RNA from Neodiprion virginianus, 866 nucleotides. Its product is annotated as histone H2B-like. Gene Ontology annotation, molecular function: protein heterodimerization activity; DNA binding; structural constituent of chromatin. The coding region runs from base 251 to 652 and encodes 133 amino acids. Gene Ontology annotation, cellular component: nucleosome. The record is from RefSeq and is a predicted model, not a curated record. NCBI's taxonomy places the organism in Eukaryota, Metazoa, Arthropoda, Insecta, Hymenoptera, Diprionidae. The transcript has 3 exons.